Molecule: messenger RNA, 1434 nt
Organism: Cyanidioschyzon merolae strain 10D
Lineage: Eukaryota; Rhodophyta; Bangiophyceae; Cyanidiales; Cyanidiaceae
Product: phosphoglycerate kinase
Exons: 1
Coding region: 1-1434 (477 amino acids)
Biological process (GO): gluconeogenesis; glycolytic process
Cellular component (GO): cytosol
Molecular function (GO): ATP binding; phosphoglycerate kinase activity; ADP binding
Source: RefSeq, a predicted model, not a curated record
AUGAUAGCGUUCGUUAUUAAUUCUGCAACGAAGGCCGCAGUUAGCCCAUUAAAAGGACAAAUUUGCCGUGGUCUUCCGAAAAACCCGAGCUUUGCGGCGUCUACCUGGCUAGGGCAGGCUGCGCUCUCGACGCGGCCGCGAAGUUCGCAAGGGCGUGGGCGCUCCGGUGUUCGCGAAAGCGCAGCUACGCGCGCACGCGCUCCUGUUUGUGUUCAAACAAGUGACGUUGCUAUGCGGGUCCGUUCUAUUCGUGAUUUGCAGGACGCUGAAAUCCGCGGAAAAAGAGUGUUUGUUCGUUCUGAUUUGAACGUGCCCCUUGAUGGAAAGCGAAUCACAGACGACACGCGGAUUCGGGCGUCCGUCCCGACGAUCAAGUACCUCGCAGACAAAGGAGCAAAGGUGAUCGUCGUUUCGCACCUCGGGCGACCCAAGGGCGGCUUUGAGGACAAAUAUUCCUUGGCGCCAGUGGCGGAACGUCUCUCGGAACUCUUGGGAAAGAAGGUUCGCAUGGCAAAGGAUUGUAUCGGGGACGCAGUGGCGACCGAAGUAGCGGCUAUGUCCCCUGGAGAUGUUGUUCUUCUGGAGAACGUCCGUUUUUACCCUGAGGAAGAAAAGAACGACCCCGAUUUUGCGCGCAAGCUAGCGGCGAAUGCGGACCUCUACGUGAAUGAUGCGUUCGGAACGGCGCACCGGGCGCACGCGUCCACAGAGGGCGUUACCGCUUUUCUCAAACCCGCAGUGGCGGGAUUCCUCCUCGAAAAAGAGCUGGAUUAUUUGUCGAACGCAAUUGAGAGCCCGAAGCGUCCAUUUGCCGCUAUCGUUGGAGGCUCCAAGGUCAGCACGAAAAUCGCUGUUUUGGAGAAACUUCUUCAAAAAUGCGAUACAAUCAUCAUCGGAGGAGGCAUGGUAUUUACGUUUCUCCGCGCGCGCGGUCUGAAGACUGGUAGCUCGCUUGUUGAGGAAGACAAAAUUGAGUUGGCACGAGUCAUCGAGGAAGAAGCGCGCAAGCGGGGAAUCGAGCUCCUCCUACCCCUCGAUGUUGUCGUCGCCGAUAAGUUCGCCAAUGAUGCGAAUACAAAGGUCGUACCAGUGGAGGAGAUUCCGGACGGAUGGAUGGGUCUUGAUAACGGGCCAGAGACGACAAGAAUGAUCCAGGAGAAGCUUCGCACGAUGAAGACUGUUCUUUGGAACGGGCCCCUGGGCGUUUUCGAGAUGCCGAACUUUGCCAAGGGCACCUUUGCCAUUGCGGAGACUCUCGCGGAGAUCACUCAGAACGGCUGCAUCACGAUUGUGGGAGGUGGCGAUUCUGUUGCCGCUAUGGAGCAAUCAGGUAAGGCGGACAAGGUAUCGCAUAUCUCAACCGGUGGUGGCGCUGCGUUGGAGUUAAUCGAGGGGCGGGUAUUGCCAGGUGUAGCGGCGCUCCAGAGGGCGUGA